AUGGAUUUGGAACAUCGCAUUAAGGCUUACCGCUUUGUCGCCUAUUCGGCAGUCACCUUCUCUGUUGUCGCAGUCCUCUCUGUCUGCGUCACUCUUCCAAUGGUUUACAACUAUGUCCACCAUGUCAAGAGAUCCAUGCACAACGAGAUCAACUUCUGCAAGGGAUCCGCUAAGGAUAUCUGGUCCGAGGUCAACCACCUCAAGAAUCUCCCAACUGGAAACAGAACUGCUCGUCAAGCUGGAUACGGAUCUGAAGAUGUUGCCGUCACCGGAGGAUCUGCUUCUGGAGGAUGUGAUGCUUGCUGUCUUCCAGGACCAGCUGGACCAGCUGGAACCCCAGGAAAGCCAGGAAGACCAGGAAAGCCAGGAGCUCCAGGACUCCCAGGAAACCCAGGACGUCCACCUCAGCAACCAUGUGACCCAAUCACUCCACCACCAUGCAAGCCAUGCCCAGCUGGACCACCAGGACCACCAGGACCACCAGGACAACCAGGAGAUGCUGGACUCCCAGGAGCCCCAGGACAACCAGGACAAGACGCUGCCCCAGGAGCCCCAGGACCAAAGGGAGCCCCAGGACCAUCAGGAAACCCAGGAGCUCCAGGAGCCCCAGGACAACCAGGACAAGACGCUCCAUCCGAGCCAAUCCAACCAGGAGAGCCAGGACCAGCUGGAGCCCCAGGACCACAAGGACCACCAGGACAGCCAGGAGCCCCAGGACAAGACGGAGCUCCAGGAGCCCCAGGACCAAAGGGACCAAACGGACAACCAGGACAACCAGGAUCCGAUGGAAACCCAGGAGCCCCAGGACCAGCUGGACCACCAGGAGGAGCCGGAGAGAAGGGUAUCUGCCCCAAGUACUGCGCCAUCGACGGAGGAGUCUUCUUCGAGGACGGAACACGCCGUUAA
Molecule: messenger RNA, 906 nt
Organism: Auanema sp. JU1783
Lineage: Eukaryota; Metazoa; Nematoda; Chromadorea; Rhabditida; Rhabditidae
Source: the annotation of a GenBank genome assembly